AUGACGAAGUACCUACCAGGUGAAGAGUCCCGGGUGCUGGAUUCAGAUAUCCGGAGACUAGCCACUCGAAAGAACCUCACAUAUAUCAUAGACGGGUGGGAAGACCGUCUGGGCCGCAGUGUGUAUGGGUCAAUCGUCUCCGAAGUAGGGCACCAUCCUGUGAUCCUGGGGCUGGAGGACAUGACGGGCAGAAGAGCCAAUGCAGACGCCAUGCGAGAUGUCAGCCAGGUCUCACUGACAAAGAAAUCUGUCGAUAUCUCGCAGAUUCUCUGUGUCUGUACCGACAAUCCGACGACCAUGCGUGCAUUUCGUCGGAAGUGGGAGACGGCACAUCCACACCUCCUGACCAUUCCGUGCUUCAUGCAUGGUAUCAACACUAUUAUUGGCAAGGUUGUUGCCUAUCCUGCGAUGAAGCGUAUUGCGAGCCAGAAUGCACGAAUCGUGUCCUUCUUCAACAGCUCUCACUAUUGGGGGGGGCAAGUAGAUAUGCUGGCCCACGAAACGGGAGUCAAGAGGUCCAUGAAGACCAAUACCGAGUCCCGAUUCUAUGCAUUGGUUCUGCAAUGCAUGAGUACACGCGAUCAUCGUGAUGUCCUGAAGCGCAUUGCUAUCCGUGAUGAUGCCCAACGGUCCAUUCGAGGGCUUUCGCCUGUCAACAAGGAUGUCCUUGCGUUUAUCAUGGACUCCUCUCACUGGUUGCAGAACGAUCAGCUCAUUCGCAUCACCAGGCCACUAGUCGAUAUCAUCGGAAACAUUGAGGGCCGUGACGCGAAUCUUGCGGACUGUAUGCUCGAGUUGAUUUGGGCACACCGGGAGGUGAACCGUCGCCUAGCGUAUGAAGAGGGCGAUGACAUCGGCUUUCUCUCGCACACCCGCCGCACCCUCAACGAUCAGUUUCAUGCCAUGAACACGGACUUGCAUUGGUUUGCACUCUUCCUGCACCCAUUGUGCCGUCGUCUCGCUGUUUCCUCGGCUUCUCAUUCUCGCAACAUCACGGCCGCAGUCAGCAUUGCCUUGGGCAUUGCAUACAAGUGGAGGUGGACGAAGACGCAGACGCAGAAGCUCAUUACCGACAUCAAGAACUACGGCAUAGUGAAGGACUCUUUUGGCGGGGCGAAGGCCGAUGGAAAGGCCUGGUGGGAGGAGCUGGUGGUUGAUGCGAGAGAACACCCACUGAAAACUAUGGCCGUGCGUAUCUUGACCAUUGUCCCCCACGCCGCGGACGUUGAGCGACUAUUCUCGAGCCUCGGAGGAAUCCAGUCGGUCCGACGAUCACAACUCACCAUCCCCCACAUGGAGACUUUGGGAGCUCUCCGCAACUACUACAAUGCUGAACUACACGAUCUCACUGUCAAAAUGGGCAAGCAGACUCGCCGCAGACACGCCCAUAUGCACACGCGGGACGAGCCAGGAGUCGAUGCUGCCCGUGCUCAAGAACUUCUUGCCAGCUUCGUAUGGACA
Punctularia strigosozonata HHB-11173 SS5 is the source of this 1461-nucleotide messenger RNA. RefSeq lists its product as uncharacterized. Lineage: Eukaryota; Fungi; Basidiomycota; Agaricomycetes; Corticiales; Punctulariaceae. The record is from RefSeq and is a predicted model, not a curated record. The transcript is spliced from 2 exons. The annotation marks the transcript as partial.